AUGUUGACCAACCUCUUCUUUCUGGGUCUCGUCGGGCAAGUUGCUACGACGCCGGAGACGUUCGUUGCCCUGAAUAUGAGUGAUCGGACAUAUUGUGCUGUUUUUACGACUGAAAUUGAGGGCCAGCUCAAGCUCAACGCCGACAACGAGACAUCCAGUUACAGCUGGAAGAUGGGUGUGCGCGGAAACGACUCGCAUGCACUCGGCCUGUGUUCGGUAAAGUCGGACAGCGGCCUGGAUGCUAAUGCUUUUUUGAUUCCGAUCGACCAGCCGGAAAUCACGCCGGAUAAUAGCUUGUUUGACGACGGUGAGCUUAACAAAACUGAGCCCUGGAUCGCAGUCAUCGGACAACACGCAAAUGGCAGCUACGAGUUGGAGCGUUGGGCUCUGGUCGUCCAGCCCAGGCCCGGAAUGCCGCUUGUCGAACCCGUCACUCUCAAGGCGCCCGAGAAUGCUUCGGGCAUCAUGCUGGCGAGUGGAACGGAUGGAUAUUCGUGCCCUGAGGUUAGGCUACCGCUAGAAGACGGUUCGGUGAUGGUCUUGAAGAAUGUGAAGGUGGCCGCGUUCCAGAGCUUCAAGGAGCCAAAGUUUCCGGAGGGGCAGAAAUUCGUCGACUGCAAGCAUGAAGUCGUCACGUCUUCGUCCCUCCCUGUCCUCAUCGGCGUCUUUCUCGCCGUCGUCGUCGCCUGUGCUUUUGUCGGUGCUGGUGUCGUUCUCUACAAGCGUCACCUGGAGCGCACGGAGGGAUACGCCGACUUU
Molecule: messenger RNA, 759 nt
Organism: Mesorhabditis spiculigera
Lineage: Eukaryota; Metazoa; Nematoda; Chromadorea; Rhabditida; Rhabditidae
Source: the annotation of a GenBank genome assembly